GCCAUAGCCAAGUUGUGUUAGUUCUAGGUGUAUCCUAACCAGCCGCCAUCCGAGCUUCCCGCUUCCCUUUUCGCAGUUCCGCGUCACGCCUCCCGCUCCCGCUGCUCCCCGCCGCGCUUUCCGCCCGGCUUUGCUUCCCGAUUCCCGCGUCCCGCUUUCCGCUUUCCUCUGCUUCCCGCUUCCCGCUGUUUCCCGCUUCCCCUCCCCCCGGCCCGCUGCUCGCUUGCCUCUUCCGCUCCCCGCUUCCCACUGCGUCUCGCUUCGUGCUCGCCGCUUCCCGCUGCGUCUCGAGUCACGCUGCUUCCCGCCGCUCCCCGCUGCGUCGCGCGCUCCAAGCAACCCGCUGGUUCUCGCUUUCCGCAGCUUCCCAGCGCCUCUUCCCGCCACCUGCGCCCCCCCACCCGCGACGCGCCCCCGCUCCCGCUCACCGCUGCUUCCCGCCUCCCGCUGCUCCUGCUUCCAGCCGCUUCCCGCGGCUUCUCCCUCCCUGCUGCUUCUCGCUACCCGCUUCCUCCCUCACUCCCCUGCUUCCCGCUUCCCGCUGCUUGCGUCGUUCGUGAGACGUGCAGCAGGGAGGGGGGGGGGGAGGAGAAACGUCCUCUCAAGAAGGAAAUGAGGCGUGGCGGCAGCCUUGCGUCCUAGCGAGGCGUGUUCAACGUUGGCUGGCGGUAGUGGCGCCUCCCGCGGGAGUGAGUUCUCAUGCGCUUCUGCCCGGGCUUGUAUCCGGCACUUUCUCUUGCCAGUCAACUGGUUCCGUUUCGACCUGCUUCUGGAGGGUAGGCUACUUGUGCUACUGGGCCGCUGCGGCACGGGGCCGUUAAGAAUGGCGGGGGGGUCUGGUGACAGCAAAGGCGCGGUGUUCCUCGAAUCAGAGAUCGAGUUCAUAGCGGAGAACGAGCCGGUGUCCAUCGUGCCCAACUUCCGAUCCGACGCGCUGCACCUUCACGCCGGCGACAUUGGGCCGUUCAGGCCGCAGAUUCCCCUGCAGGUGCCACUGUGGCUGGCCAUCGCUCUCAAGAAGCGCGCCAAGUGCUCCAUCCAGCCGCCUCCCUGGCUUGCAGCAGAUCGAUUGACAGAAAUUUUGGAGGCGGAGAGGGAGAACGAGGGCUUCCAGCCAAUGCCAUUUCAUUUCAUUGAGAUGUCGCAACUGCUCUUCUCAGCAGAGAAACACGGUGUUGACAUCCCAGACACUUACAAGCUGCGUGCACUGCUGCAGGACAUUCGAGACGUGCGCUUCAAUAAGAUCCACCAGGGCCUCAAGAAACUCGGAUCUGCCACCAACGCUGUCAAGCUUGUGAAUCUGAGUGCGAUGGAGGCCAACCUGGUGAGGCCCUUCUUCUGCACGGCGCUCAAGGAGGUGAUGAGGCGGGAGGCAGCAGCGCUGGCACAGCAGGAGGAGACACAGGGGCAGGGCCAACAGGCAGGGCAGAGCCAGGGAGGCGAAGAGUCAUAGCCGUGGAUCGCUUGCUGCGUGAGCAUCAGUCGAUGUGAAGCAAUCAGUGCCAUCACUGCAGCCAGGCGAGGUUGCUGCCUUUGAUCAUGACAUGAGCACCUCAACGGGUAAUUGCAGGUCCCACGCUGAAAUGGUCAGUUCAGUGGUUUGUUUUGGGUUGGUUGGCAUGUUCACAUCUCUAAGCGUUUCUCUAACAAUCAGCAUCAGGCAGAAACGUCUUGCCAUUUGUGUGGGACAGAAAGCCAUGGGUUGCCUUUGUAGUAGUAAGAACCUGCCAUAUCAAACGCAUAUACAUGAAUAUUUUUUUUGUAACAAAAAAUUUACAGAUUG
Messenger RNA from Closterium sp. NIES-67, 1783 nucleotides. The record is from the annotation of a GenBank genome assembly. Lineage: Eukaryota; Viridiplantae; Streptophyta; Zygnematophyceae; Desmidiales; Closteriaceae.